AUGUUGGACAUGUUACUGCUGUUGUUUGCGUUGGCGCCGCCCUCGAGGCAGAGUCCCGUGCCGAAGCAGGCUCAGAUGGGACACAUCGAUGCGUUGACGAGGCCGUUGAGCUUUACGACAAACGGGACUUUUCAGGUGUCCAUCUUUGAGGAUCUUCAUUUCGGCGAGAAUGCGUGGGAUACUUGGGGCCCUCAGCAGGAUAUCAACUCGGUCAAGGUCAUCAACAAGGUGCUCGAUCGAGAGUCUCCGGGGCUCGUCGUGCUCAACGGCGACCUCAUCACGGGCGAGAACACGUUCCUCGAAAACAGCACGCUGUACGUGGACCGGAUCGUCCAGCCGCUCGUUGAACGACACCUGACCUGGGCGUCGACAUACGGAAACCAUGACCACAACUUCAACAUCUCCGGCGAGGGCAUCCUGGAGCGGGAGCGGCGGUGGCCCAACGCCCGGACGCGCAGCAUGGUUCCCGGGCGAGCCGCCGGCGUCUCCAACUACUAUCUGCCGGUGUACGCGGCCGGGUGCAACGAGCUGCAGUGUUCCCCUGAGCUGCUGCUCUGGUUCUUUGACAGCCGAGGCGGCUUCUACUUCCAGGAGCGCCAUGCCGACGGGAGCCAGGUCGGGCAGCCCGACUGGGUCGACGUCAGCGUCGUCGACUGGUUCCAGCAGACGAACCAGCGGUUCGUGGCAAAGCACGGCCGCAUCAUUCCGUCGCUGGCCUUUGUCCACAUCCCGACGGAAGCCUCGCAGGCCCUGCAGACGGAGAAGGGGCAGGGCAGCGUCGACAGACACCUCCAGCCGGGCAUCAACGACGACUAUCCGCUGGCUCAGCAGGCGCAGGGAUGGUGCGCCGACGGCCGCAACGACGGGUCGUGCGCCUACGGCGGGCAGGACGUGCCCUUUAUGCAGGCCGUGGCCUCGACGCCGGGGCUCCUGGCCGUCUUCUCGGGCCACGACCACGGGGCCACCUGGUGCUACAAAUGGGACCGGCUGGUGCCGGGCAUGACGGUGGCGGGGACGGGCGUCAACCUCUGCUUCGGACAGCAUUCCGGGUACGGAGGCUACGGCAACUGGAUCCGCGGGUCGCGGCAGGUCCGCGUCGACCUGAGGAGCCUGCGCGACAGCAGCCGGUGGGAGGCCCAGACGUGGAUCCGGCUGGAGAGCGGCGACGUCGUCGGGUCGGUGGUGCUGAACGCGACGUACGGGAGCGACUGGUAUCCCGCGACGCCCGACACGAUGACUUACUGCCCGACGUGCAACUACACGGUCGUCACGCCGGGUCCGGGGUCCUUUCAGAAGAAGGUUGCUCCCGUGCGGCGGCGGUGGUGA
Trichoderma citrinoviride is the source of this 1326-nucleotide messenger RNA. RefSeq names its product Metallo-dependent phosphatase. The record is from RefSeq and is a predicted model, not a curated record. Lineage: Eukaryota; Fungi; Ascomycota; Sordariomycetes; Hypocreales; Hypocreaceae. The transcript is spliced from 2 exons. Gene Ontology annotation, molecular function: hydrolase activity, acting on ester bonds. Gene Ontology annotation, cellular component: cytoplasm. The coding region runs from base 1 to 1326 and encodes 441 amino acids.